Molecule: messenger RNA, 1243 nt
Organism: Engraulis encrasicolus (European anchovy)
Lineage: Eukaryota; Metazoa; Chordata; Actinopteri; Clupeiformes; Engraulidae
Gene: iah1
Product: isoamyl acetate hydrolyzing esterase 1 (putative)
Exons: 6
Coding region: 74-817 (247 amino acids)
Molecular function (GO): hydrolase activity, acting on ester bonds
Source: RefSeq, a predicted model, not a curated record
GGUCCACUGUCAAAGUAGCAACACGGCUUCUGCAACUCGCGGCAAAAUUGUAAAAUUGCAAGAAAUUCUAACGAUGUCCAAAAUAAAGCACAUAGUUUGGCCCCAGGUCAUUCUAUUUGGGGAUUCUAUAACACAAUUUUCUUUCCAAACUAGUGGAUGGGGUGCAGACAUUGCAGAUAAACUUGCUAGGAAAUGUGAUGUGGUGAACAGAGGUUUCUCAGGAUACAACUCCAAGUGGGCCAAGAUUGUGCUUCCUCGUUUAAUACCCUCCCCAGCUUCAGACAUUGCUGCUGUCACUGUCUUCUUCGGAGCCAACGACUGUGCUUUAGAAGACCAGAACCCGCAACAGCAUAUUCCUCUGCAGGAGUACUCAGAGAACAUGAAGGAGAUAGCUCAGUAUCUGGUGUCUGCAGGCGUGUCCAAGGACAAGAUCAUCUUCAUCACACCACCUCCGCUCCACGACAAGGACUGGGAGAAACAGUGUGCUGCCAAAGGUAAUGCUUUGAAUCGCACCAACAGUGUUGCAGGCCAGUAUGCACAGGCGUGUGUGAAAACAGCAGCUCAGUGUGGAGCGGAGGUGCUGGACCUGUGGACCCUAAUGCAGAAGGAUGUGCCGGACUUCUCUGUGUACCUCUCCGACGGCCUGCACCUCUCAGACCAGGGCAACCAGUUUGUGGCGGCACACCUGUGGAAGCUGCUGGAGUCUCGCGUCAACCACCUGCCCUUCAUCCUGCCCUACUGGGGCGACGUGGACUACAAGAGCCCCGAGAACUGCUUACUCAGUGACGGGCCGCAGGGAGACUCUGCCACCACUUAGGGGCAGCACUGAGCACAAAACAGCACUUAAAAUAGCACUAUUACUAAUAUCACAUGACACUCCCUGGCAGCAGGGUGGCCGAACCGUCCGUCUUUUCAGUGCCUCGUCCGGCGCAAGGAACAGCAUCAAGCGGGACAAAAUGCAUUAAGAAACACAAAUAUAUUCUUGGGGGAGGACCCCCAAACCCCCCGUCCUAAAAUGUCCUCCUUUUUCCUGUCACGGAGAUGGUCACCCUACCUGGCAGUGUUUCUGAAAGACCGUUAAAAUGACGUUCGCUUUGGUUAUUAUGGAUUUUGUUUCCAAUGUUCCAUAGAUGAUGUAAAUGUUCUACUUUUGAUGGCUGCAUUAUUAUUUUCAAACGGUCAAAACUAUCUGCAUCAGAUGACUGGGGUUGGGGCAUUUGAAUAAAUGUUCUUAGGAAAUGCA